Molecule: messenger RNA, 1869 nt
Organism: Vitrella brassicaformis
Lineage: Eukaryota; Vitrellaceae
Source: the annotation of a GenBank genome assembly
AUCCGGUAAGUAUCAGCCCACGAAGGCAGUGAGGGAGCAAGGCAGGCAGUAUCUAUUGUCCGUCUAUCUGUGUGUGCGGGGGGAGGCAGGCAGGUACAUACAGUACAGCCAGACAGACAACCAGUAGUAAGGCAGCCACUCACAUACGUGUGUAUGUGUAUCUAUCCCGCCACCCAUCCAUCCAUCCAUCCAUAUCAUGUCUGUCACCUUCCCAUCACCCUCCCCCCCGGCACACACAGCCACUCACUGGGUCGUCCGCACACUCCUGACCGUCUUGGGCUUCCACUUGCUGAUGGUGGCGUUGGCCGCACUCACAUACGCCAAUGCCGCGGUGCACCGCCGCACCGUCUUGACCAUGUUGUACCCCUCACACACCAACGAGUGGCCGUCGCCACGGACGAACGAAGUGGACGCCACAGCGGCGCAAUCCUGGGGCUCGUCGGCAGAGGCCUCGUUCUGGCUGGGUGUGAUGGGCUGCUCGUCCUCCUUGGACUCGCGCGGGGCGGAGAUCAGCGAGGGAGCAGCGGCACACGGCUCUGCAGCGGCACCAGAGGCGUCACAAAGCUCGACGUCGACGACCUGCAGACAGAAACCAGCGAGAGAGACACAGGCAGUGCAAUCCACUCACUUUGCUGAGUGAAGUGUGAACACAAGGCAACCGCACCCACCCAUCAUCAAUCCAUCCCGGUGUUGUGUUAUCAUGUGUGUGGGUCGGCCUCGCUCAUUCCCUCACCUGUGCAGAGCCGUCGUGAUCCUCGUCAGCGAUGCCCUCCACCUCACCCACCAUGGCCACACCAUCGUCAACGGCAUCAUUGCUGUCGACCGCCAUUGGCGUCGACUCACACACACCGUUGUUGUGCUGGGAGGGGGCGGGGAGGGGGGAGGGAGCACCAACAGACACGUGGAGCGCCGCGGCAUCCGGCUGGUCGGCAUGAGCGGCCACGAUGGCACACGAACGGCCCUCGUCAACACAACGGUACAUCUGAAGACAUACAGACAGACACACCCAAAGAACAACACAACACACACGUGCACCCACCACAUGCUAAUCUCGUGUGCGGGUCGGCCUCACUCGUUCCCUUACCUGUGCAGCGCCGUCGUCAACCUCGUCAACAAUACCCACUACGACAUCGACAUCUAUGGUCCCCAACCCAUUGCCACCAUCCCCACCACAUCCACCCUCGCCAGCAGCCCUGCUACCCUCCCGCACCACCCCUUUGCGGCUCGUGUCGUACUGUGUCGUCAGGCGGGGGGCGGGGGACGGGGACGGGGACACACGCACUGCCGACGACUGACGGUGCGAGGCUGACUUGUCCGCACCCCCCGCUGCACGCCCCUUGUCGCCCACACGUGUGCCCUUCGUCACGUUGGCGCGGGUGGGCGGCUUGGCCGGCGGGGCCUUGCGGGCGACUGGACACAGUCGAGCUCCGCCGCCGCCGAGUUUGGGGUUCUUCUGCAACAUCUCCCGAUAUCUCCUUCGAUCCUCCUCCUUUGCCCUCUCGUGUGCCCUCGCCUUGGCCGCCGCCCUCUCCCUCUGACGCACAGCCGCUGCCGUUACAUGGGGAUUGACGUCAGGUCGACCACUGGGCGGCUUGCUGGCGAUGCAUGCACCGCUGCCAAGUCCUGCAGGCCGCUGAGGACGGCACUGGUGGCCACUGCCGUGAUGCUGCGCCUUGCUGCUGUUGCCGGGGGGUCCUGUGCGUGGGAAAUACGCUGUAACAGUCCAUAGUCCGCCGCGAGACCGUUCUUCUUCACCGCCGGUGGCGGGCAUAGUGGCGGAUACGACGCGAAACGACGAGAGAACUUAUCAAACGCUGGCAACUGUUCUAUUGCUGCCUGCUGUUGCCUCGGCACUACUUUUUCUCCUCG